Molecule: messenger RNA, 5797 nt
Organism: Bombina bombina (fire-bellied toad)
Lineage: Eukaryota; Metazoa; Chordata; Amphibia; Anura; Bombinatoridae
Gene: PLEKHA7
Product: pleckstrin homology domain containing A7
Exons: 25
Coding region: 342-4061 (1239 amino acids)
Biological process (GO): pore complex assembly; epithelial cell-cell adhesion; cell-cell adhesion mediated by cadherin
Cellular component (GO): zonula adherens; pore complex
Molecular function (GO): protein binding
Source: RefSeq, a predicted model, not a curated record
GGCUGGUUGCCAAGAUAAGGCAGCUCUCUGUUUCAUUCUCACACACACAGAUACGCAGGGACAGACAGUUGUGAGCUGUUAGAGAGAAGCCACAGCUCACCUUUGUCCCUUGCUUUUAAACCACUGUAUUUUGAGUGUGUGGCCAAUCGUGAUGUCAGGAGGGUGUUGCCUAUAGGAUGUUGUACCAUACAUUGAAAAGAUGAAGCAUUAUGUUCAGUGUGGAUUUGAAUACACUUUGUAAACAGCUCAGCAGAGGGAUAUUGGCUGGAAAUCUGCAUGGUGGCGAUUGUCUGAUUUCCAGUAAGCUCUAAGGUUUCAUGGUCAGUAUUGGAUAUUAAAGAAUGUUCAACAAAGAGGAUAUAAAAGUGAAUACUAUGUGGAACACUGGAUAUUCAAACUCACUUCCUCGAAUGGAAUAUCCAUACUACCAGGUGUCUCGCAGUCAUAAUCAGAGGACCACAACAUUCAGUCAUCCUGUGACAGGAGAAAUAUCUCCGGAAAACUUUGAGUUUGAUUUACGAGAAGAGGAGAACUCGCUCAUGUCUCAACCGCAGAAGAACCAAAGACCUUCAAGUACGGUUAGCGAAAGCUCCACUGCAGUAACCACUUCCACUGCAGAGGCCAAGUCUGCUCCUAAGGCGGCAAAGCUGGGCAAUAAAGUAUAUAGCUUUGGCAAAAGAGACCAAUCUAUCAAGAGAAAUCCGAAUAUCCCCGUUGUGGUACGAGGCUGGCUUUAUAAACAGGAUAGCUCAGGCAUGCGCUUGUGGAAAAGACGUUGGUUCCUGCUUUCAGAUCACUGUUUGUUUUACUACAAAGAUAGCAGAGAGGAGGCCGUGCUGGGCAGCAUUCCCUUGCCAAGUUACGUUAUCGCGGCUGUCGGACCUGAGGAUCGUAUAAACCGCAAGUUUUCAUUUAAGGCUUCUCAUACUGGGAUGCGAGCGUACAUUUAUCAAAAAAACUCUAUUGUGAGGCCCCACCAAGAGAAUUCUGGGAUGCGAACUUACUACUUCAGUGCAGACACACAAGAGGAUAUGAAUGGAUGGAUAAGAGCAAUGAAUCAAGCUGCCCUGCUACAAUCCUCUCCAGUGACCAAGAGAGAGCAUGAAGAUAUUGAGUGGCAGAAUACCCCUGUUGGGAAUCAUAUAGAUCUCUACCAAGAAUAUGCAAAACCAGAAACUAACAAAAUAAAGGAAAAUUACCAGAAACCCAAGGAAAUUGCAGCUCUACACAUGUUUGAAGACCAGAACCGAGAGACAGGAGACAACAACCACUAUAUAAAACAUAAAGAUACGCUAAAUUCAAGAGCGGGGAAAACUAAGCUCAUCUUGUCUGAUGGAGAAUCGGCCUUCACAAAUGUCUCUAAAAUGUAUUUAACCCAAACUGCUCAGCCGCAAUCUAUUGAGAGGAACGGUACACUCCCUGCAUCAUUUAGAAUGAAUACAACUCCGGUGGAGCAGAAUGGAACGGACACCUAUAAAAGAGCGUUUGUUCCUAGGAUAAAUGUGGAAAAGCAAGUUCAGAGGAGAAGUAACAUGUCACAAGUGGAAAACUGGGUUAAGGUGCAGAAAGGAGACACUAAAGGUGUUGCUUCUGAUCAUACUCUCCCACGAUACAUUGUUAAUCAACCCCAGCAUCACCCAGAGAGCCACCAAACAUUGCCAAAGACCACCAGACAGCCUUCUGGAAUGUCUCCUCCUCCGAAUCGUCAUUUGCCAAGUGACUAUAAAUAUGCACAUGACCGUGUUAAAAACUUUAAGAUGUCCAAUGAGGAGCGGAAAGCCACUAAGGAAGGAACUGUGUGGCAGCUCUAUGAAUGGCAACAGAGACAGCAGUUUAAGCAUGGCAGCCCAACCGGUCAAAUUUACAUGGACAGUGCAGACUUUGUGGAUCGGAACAGAACAAAAAGUUUGUUAGACGUUCCUCGAUCUGUUUCUGUUCCUCCCUCUCCUUCUGACAUUCCUCCACCAGCACCUGCAAAAAUAUAUCCUCCAAGAAGACCCCACACACCAUCAGAAAGACUUAUUGUCAGACCAGAGGAACAACAGGCAGACUUCGCCUAUCUAGGGUCACCACAGAAGACCCACAGCUAUGCUUUUAAGUCUACAUCCCAUGUGGACAGACGUUCAAUGCCUUCUAUGGGAUAUAUGACCCACACUGUAAGUGCACCAAGUUUACAUGGCAAGUCGGAGGCGGAUGAUACAUACAUGCAGCUAAAGAAAGACUUGGAGUAUUUAGACCUAAAGGUAACUGGAAGGGAGACGCUAAAGGAUCGUGCGUCAAAGCCUGUCAGAGUCGCAGAAAGUGAUGUUGAUGUUAAACUAAGCACUCUAUGUGAGCAGGACCGAAUUCUUCAAGACUUAGAAGACAAAAUAAGAGCCCUCAAGGACAAUAAAGACAAGUUAGAAACAGUUCUAGAGGUUUUGCACAGACAAAUGGAUCAAUACAAAGACCAGCCACAACACACAGAAAAGAUUUCCUACCAGCAACGUCUGCUACAAGAAGACUUGGUCCAAAUUCGAGCUGAAAUGUCCAAAGUAUCGACUGAUAUGGAAAACUCUUGGAAUGAGUAUAUGAGACUGGAAAAUGACGUCAGCCGUCUAAGGCAAAUGCUACAGGAUCAAAUGAAUAGAACGAUAUCAUCUCAGGAAAAGGCUCAGUUGCAAAAAGACCUGUGGAGAAUCGAAGACGUUACGGCCGGUCUCAGCACAAAUAAACUAAACUACAAGGUGCUUAUAGAAUCUUUUAAAAAUCCAGAAAGAAAAACCGUGCCUUCGGCUCCCUUCCAAUUUGUGCCUUCCAGGACAACAGCAUUUACAUCCGUACGCAGUAAAUCGGUGUCCCCACUAAAUCCUCCAUCAAGCCUUGUCAAGCCUCCUCUUGAGGUUGGGAUGUACCCUCAGCCGUAUUUACAACCGCAGCUGCUGCAUAAAUCGGAACCUCAUAUUCCGUCACCUCCUAGACUACAACCAAUGCUUGAAGAUGGUGCCCCACCGCGACCGCCUCUUCCUGACAUGUACAGUCCAGAAGAUCCAGACCCACUAUCAACAAUACCUCCGCCACCUGCUGUACCUCCCCCUCCACGCGAGUCCUCUGUCAUCAGACACACAUCUGUGCGUGGGCUAAAGCGCCAGUCUGAUGAAAGAAAACGAGACCGCGAACAUGGACAAGGUGUAAACGGGGACUACAGGGUAGAACUUCGCACAUAUGUCAGUGAACCUGAGUUGGCAAAUUUAGGAAAUGAUGCAAACCAAUCGGUUCCCAACUUCCUUAACUCUGAUGCUGGUUAUCAAACAUUACCCACCAGAGGUUUAUCUGGAUCAACCUCAAGGCUGCAUCAGUCGUCGUCCAUCGCAUCUUAUGUCACACUCCGAAGAGGCAUGACUCCCGAUAGUUCUAAGGAUAGACCAAAAAGUGCCUUUGAGCGCCUUUACUCUGGUGACAACCAAAGAGGCCGAAUGAGCGCAGAGGAACAGCUACAGAGGAUGAAGCGACAUCAGAAGGCCUUAGUCCGUGAACGCAAGCGAACGCUCAGCCAAGGGGACAGACAGUCUGUCUCAAAUCGCACCUUCGCCCGGCCUGUUUCUGCAGACAUAAGCUCAUGGAAACGGGAACAAGAAUUUGAUUUGCAGUUGCUGGAGAGGGCGGCUCGCGAAGUAGAGGACAAAGAUAAAGACGAAAGUGAAUGGUUGAAAGUGAAAGCUAUUCAUGUCACAGAACUGGAUUUAGAGCCAGAAGAUUAUGAUCUGGAUAUUAGCAAAGAGCUGUCUAUGCCUGAUAAGGUGACAAUUCCAGAGCGCUACGUUGAGCUGGAGCCAGAGGAACCUCUCACCACAGAAGAAUUAGAGGCCAGAUACCGUAAAGUGGAAAAGAUAAAAAAUAUUCUGGCUAAGUCAAGCAUGCAAAAUCUGCAGUCAGUUCCAUUUCCUGAUGAACCAGGCCCAGUGGAUUUAGAUUCCCAGAUGCAGGAACAGGAGAGAAUGAUCACUAUAUCCUAUGCUCUGGCAUCUGAAGCGUCUCAGCGGAGCAAACAAGUAGCAGCCCACGCAGUUGCUGAAAAUUGACAUCUAAUAUAAACCAAGAUGAAGAAAAACAAUAUUUAUUUUUGUUCCUAUCUACAAGAGACAAUGAGUGGAAAAAGACUGAGGAAACAGCCCACACAUUUACCGUAUUUACAAACUAAAAACUAUUUGGAUAAUGGUUGAAAACAUUUUGAUACCAAGAUUUCAGUUUGGCCUUUUUUUAUACUUUCUGUCACAUUGCCACAAUAUCUAGAGUGGUAUACAAUUGUCUUCAUGAAGUUGUGUUGUGGUUUGUUUGUUUUUUUUAAAUUUAUUGUUCUGUUUUUUUUGUUUUGUUUUUUAGGGGGGGGGUGUUGGAGUACAUCAUUUUCCUUGCUUUUUAUGGCCCUGCAACCAUUUAUUUUAUAAUUAAAGGGAUACACUUUCAUGAUUCAGAUAGAGCAUCAAUUUUAAGCAACUUUCUAAUUUACUCCUAUUAUCAAUUUUCUUUGUUCUCUUGGUAUCUUUAUUUGAAAAAGCAAGAAUGUAAGCUUAGGAGCCGGCCCAUUUUUGGUCUAGAACCUGUGUAGCACUUUCUGAUUGGUAUCUAAAUGUAGCCACUAAUCAACAAGCGCUACCCAGGUCCAGGUGCUGAACCAAAAAUGUGCCAGCUCCUAAGCUUACAUUCUUGCUUUUUCAAAUAAAGAUAACAAAAGCUGCUCUAUCUGAAUCAUGGAAGUUUAAUGUUCACUAGACUAUCCCUUUAAGCCUUGGCUGAUUUGGAACCUCUGUGAAAUAAAUAUGUAUAUAUAUUUAUGCAAUGAUAGUCACAGGAACAAAAUGUGUUUAGCCAAUCAUAAUUCUCAUUAAAUGUACUAGAGACUGGAAAUGGUAUAAUACCCAAUUGCAAGAACCAGAUUCUAUAAGGUGUAUUCUAAUAUGCAGAUGAUGGAUGAAUCUACAGUAUUGUAACUGAUAAGGUCUCCUUUUUUGUUUUUUACCUAUAGCUUUUAUUACCAUCUGUUUUAAAAUGUUCCAAUCCUGAUAAUAUGCUUAUAAUAUUGUUUGUACUGUUUAUUCUUCACCAGAAUUAUCAGAAAUACAUAAAUAGAUUAAUUAAAUUGAUUUAGCACUUAUAAAGGUUUAUGAAAUGCUAUGGAUACCCUAUCAUAAAAUGUGGCAAAAUCUCAAGAGAUCACAUACUACAGUAUUUACGUAUGAAUAGGGUAGUUACUGGCAAAGUACUUUAUUCAUAAUAAUUGUGGAGUUAAUGCCCAAAUAAUGUGUUUAACACAGCCUGAUACAGGAGUAUAAAAGCUGAUCAGCUUGUGUGAUUUGCCCUAGACAAUUUGUUUUUACUUAAUUAUUUUGGAUUUCAGUGUUUAGAAAACAAAAAAAUGACAACAUACAGAUUGAAUAAUAUUUUUGAAAUUGAAUAAUUGGUUUAUUUUUUUAACAGCACUUUUUAAAAUUGAUUUUGUAGUUUUAAAUUGAUAAAAACAAAAUGUAAUUUAAAGGAAUGCUAUUAAUAUAUUCAUUAAAUUACAAUGAAAAUAUCUAAAACAUCAGUGCACAAUCCUCUUUACGAUUUUUUAUGUUUAUUUAUAAAAUUCCUUUUUAAAAAAAAAAUCAUGUGAUUCCAAAUGAAACAGUGGUUUGAAAUUAAGCAUGUUCAUAUUUUAAUUUUCACCCGCACAUCACUGCAACCUCCAGCAAAUGGCAACUAUUUAAUAUUAUUUUAUUCCAAACCAGAAUUGCUGUAAAAUUACUAGUAAAAGAUGUGCAUAUUCUUGUUUUAA